Colletotrichum godetiae is the source of this 966-nucleotide messenger RNA. Its product is annotated as CORD and CS domain-containing protein. The record is from RefSeq and is a predicted model, not a curated record. Bases 1 to 966 code for a protein of 321 amino acids. Lineage: Eukaryota; Fungi; Ascomycota; Sordariomycetes; Glomerellales; Glomerellaceae. The transcript has 2 exons.
AUGGCAGAAAAGUGCGUCCACCAGGGCUGCGGCAAGCUCUACUCCGAUGCAGAGGAGCCAUGUGUCUACCACCCUGGUCCUCCCGUCUUCCAUGAAGGCCAGAAAGGCUGGAAGUGCUGCAAGCCCCGUGUCCUCACCUUUGAGGAGUUCAUGACCAUCCCCCCCUGCACAACCGGCAAGCACUCCACAACCGACCUCCCCCCAAAGAUCGAGCAGAAGCCCCAAGCGGACCCCGCGGACGCGCCCUCUUUCCUCGAUAAGCUCGCAUCGGCAGCGGAACCGGCACGCAAGCCCCUCUCUCAAGCCACAGCCGCUCCAUCCCCUCCGCCUCCACCCCCGGAGUCCGAGUCCGACGACGCUUCCCUCGAGAUCCCCGACGGGACCACCUGCCGUCGCAAGGCCUGUUCGGCUACCUACCGCAAGGCCUCCUCGCGCGAUGGCGAGUCUUGCGUCCACCAUCCCGGCGUCCCCAUCUUCCACGAGGGCUCCAAAGGCUACAGCUGCUGCAAGCGCCGCGUCCUUGAGUUUGACCAGUUCAUGAAGAUUGAGGGUUGCAAGACAAAGAGUCGUCACCUGUUUAUCGGGAGUGGCAAGAAGAAGAACGCCGCGGCAGCUGGCGGCGAGGAGAAGCUUGAUACAGUUCGCACCGACUUCUACCAGACCCCUUCUACCGUCAUCGCCUCCUUCUUCCUAAAGAAGAUCGUCAAGGAUUCGGCCAAGAUCGAAUUCAAGUCGCAGUCCAUCGCUCUCGACCUGCCCACCUCAGACUCGCCGCCCAAGCGCUACACCACCGAGGUACCUCUGUUUGCGCCAAUCGAUACGGAAAAGUCCACCUUCAAGGUGCUUGGCACAAAACUUGAGGUGAACCUUGCCAAGGCCGGCGGUGAGUCGUGGCCUGUCCUGCGCAGUGACGACCGUCUCACUGGUGAGAUAUUACAAAUCGGCAAGGCGGGGCGCUUGCAAUAG